GUGAGGAGAAGCGGCUCAGAAAAUGUAUGGAUGUAUGGAUGGAUAAAUUAACGCGUGUGCUGGGCGGAUGUGAUCACAACAGGGUUGCGUCGUGGCAUUCUACUUCCGGGUGUACAGAGCGGACCGGCUCUACGUACCCGGGGAAGCAGCCUGAAAACAGUACCGUACAUUUUGGUUGUCAGAAGACGCUUCGGUGUUUGGAUAAAGGAGGCUGUUAACUCUUUUGUGGAGCCGCGGUUGUGUUAAGGUGCCUUUCCAAACCGGUCGAAGAGGUUUUGAUGUAGGUCGGGGCGUUUCCGGUCCGCUUCGGGCUGCACAUGGAGUUUGAAUGAAUGGUCUGCAAGUUGCUGUCUGGGAUGGAGUGUACGGUAUGAGCAUGAUGUGGAAAAUAAUAAGUGGACAAGUGUAUUUUAGUGUGUUACGAGUGAAUCUCGGGUUGUGUGUGUGCGGGAUUUCAUGAGUGUGCGCGGAGAGACGGCAGUCACAGCGAGCUGGCUAAAUGUUUUCGAUGGAUCAACUGGACGUUGGCUAAAAGACUGAGGUUUGUUAUGGGGUUUUGAGUUUAGGGCGGUUUAGGCUAUUAGAAGGAAUGAAAUCUCUUUGUCACACUAUCGUCCAAGUACAAAAUAUCAAAGUAAUAUCACAGAGGAUCAGAAACAGGCUCUUAGGCUGGGUUAGGGCGUGUUCUACUGGGAUAUAGUAGCCAAUCAUAGUGCAGUGGUGCGUGUCCAGGAGCUUGUAAUAUUGGAGCAGGGCGCGUCCUGCCUGGAAAUCGUGUGGGUUUUCUAAUAACGCGGAUAUAACUUGCAAUUGCAAACCGCCGAAGAAGAAUAAGAAGCAAAAGAAGAAGGACGAGACAAACUACUACUUCAACAUGCAGACGACGGUGGAAAACCUUGAGGGAAUGUUUUCAAAAGCAGAAGCUGACCUGGAUGUCAUCGAGAAGCGCCUGAAGCUGGACCUGAUCAACCGGACUGCUGAGAAUGGAUUCUCCCAUGAGGAGAGCUCAAUUGUGAUGAUGGAGAGACUGAGGGCCAUUAAAGACAAACACACUGUGUUGCGCUCCCAGAUGACUGAGAUUGCAGCUGCACAAAAAGUGUCCAUGUUCUCCAUUCAAGACCACCUCAACAGUAUCAUUGCACUGGUUCAACACUUUCAACGGACAACUGGUGUGGAGGUUCAUUCUGUGGCAGUGCAGCAGUUGGAAGAGUUGUCGUUUAACACUGUUAGUGAGAGCACGACAAAGUGAUUGAGAGCUGUUGAAGAUGGAGCACACUGCCAAGCCAACGGCCCACCAGGAUGCUCCUUUCACCGUCCAACAUAAUGUAACUCAACAGCUGGUGACGAUUAACAAUCUACAGUAGAUUUGUAUUUUUCUGUGUUUUUAACUGAGUAUAAUGGAUACAUUAAUUCCCUACUCUGCCAAGACAAAGUUUUUUUUUUUUUAAAGAAGUGAGACUUUUUUUUCCAAGUUGCAGAACCACAGUAUAUACAGUGGGUGCGGAAAAUAUUCAGACCCUCUUAUAUUUUUCACCCUUUAUGUUGCAGCCAUUUGCUAAAAUAAUUUACAUUUUUUUUCCCUCAUUAAUGUACACAUAGCACCCCAUAUUGACUGAAACUUAAAUGAUUUUAGCAAAUGGCUGCAAUAUGACAAAGAGUGAAAAAUUUAAGGGGGUCUGAAUACUUUCCGUACCCACUGUAUUGCAGCUAGUUGGUAGCUGUCAGUUUGGAAAAGUGGAGGUGAAUUCAUUUUAAAGUGCUGGCCUUUCCUUUGUUUGAAAGGAAGCACCUUUUCCUCGCUCCUUGAUCCGAAGACGUUUGACGCAUUUGUUGAGGACAAGUGGUAUAACAGCAGGAAAUUUGGCUUUUCGAAGAUCCCCCUCUACAAUAGUUUUUUCUGUACAGUGUUUUUUGUUUGUUGUUUGACCAAACUGUUAGAACUAUUAGCGUUCUGGAAACCUUGAUGGUGUUUUUGUAUCAAUCUUUUAAUAAAAUAAAAGAGGAAACCAUCACUGACAAUAGUGUGUCCUGUCC
Molecule: messenger RNA, 2034 nt
Organism: Phycodurus eques (leafy seadragon)
Lineage: Eukaryota; Metazoa; Chordata; Actinopteri; Syngnathiformes; Syngnathidae
Gene: ska2
Product: spindle and kinetochore associated complex subunit 2
Exons: 5
Coding region: 875-1249 (124 amino acids)
Biological process (GO): mitotic cell cycle; cell division; chromosome segregation
Cellular component (GO): spindle microtubule; outer kinetochore
Molecular function (GO): microtubule binding
Source: RefSeq, a predicted model, not a curated record